AUGUCUGACGACGAGGAUUUUAUGCAGGAUUCGGAUCAGGAUGGAUAUGACUUCGAGUACGAGGAAGACGAUGACGAGGAAACCGGAGAUGUCGACAUUGAGAACAAAUAUUACAAUGCCAAGCAGAUGAAGGCAUCAGACCCGGACGCCGCCAUCGAAGAGUUUCUUGGAGUCCCAACUCUGGAAUCAGAAAAAGGUGACUGGGGAUUUAAAGGCCUGAAGCAGGCGAUCAAGCUGGAGUUCAAGCUUGGAAAAUACGACAAGGCCGUUGAACAUUAUAGCGAACUCCUUACCUAUGUCAAGAGUGCUGUCACGCGGAACUAUUCCGAAAAGUCUAUCAAUAAUAUCCUGGAUUUCAUAGAGAAGGGCUCUGAGGAUGAGAAAGCUGGCCAUUGCAUGGAAGAGUUCUAUUCACAAACCCUGCAGUCUUUCCAAAGUACCAACAACGAGCGCUUGUGGCUGAAGACUAACAUUAAGCUUGCUAAGCUGUUUCUUGACCGGAAAGAGUAUGGACCGGUUACGAAGAAGAUCCGAGAAUUACACAAGGCAUGUGAAAGGGAAGAUGGUACAGAUGACCCGAGCAAAGGUACCUACUCGUUAGAGAUCUAUGCUCUGGAGAUCCAAAUGUACGCCGAGACGAAGAAUAAUAAGCAGCUUAAGCGACUGUAUGAGCGUGCUCUCAAGGUCCGGUCAGCUGUACCACAUCCAAAGAUUAUGGGCAUCAUUCGCGAAUGCGGUGGCAAGAUGCACAUGAGCGAGGAGAACUGGAAGGACGCGCAGAGCGAUUUCUUCGAAUCUUUCCGCAACUACGACGAAGCUGGUUCACUGCAACGUAUUCAAGUUCUCAAGUAUCUUGUUCUGACUACCAUGUUGAUGAAGUCUGACAUAAAUCCCUUCGAGUCUCAGGAGACGAAGCCGUACAAAAAUGACUCGCGAAUUGCGGCAAUGACUGAACUUGUCGAUGCUUACCAACGAGAUGAUAUCCAUCAGUACGAGUCAGUAUUGAAGAACAACAGGGACUUGAUGUCGGAUCCCUUCAUCGCCGAGAACAUCGACGAGGUCACUCGAAACAUGCGGACUAAGGCAGUGCUAAAGUUAAUCGCACCGUACACAAGAUUCAACCUUGCAUUCAUCGGAAAAGCCCUAAAAAUCCCAGUCUCAGAGGUCCAAGAUAUCCUAGGCUUCUUGAUCGUGGACAAGAAAGUCAAGGGCAAGAUCAAUCAGCAAGACGGGACCGUCGAGAUCGAGGAUAAUAGCGAUGCGGAUCGCCUCCGAGCUAUGCAGCAAUGGACCUCAGCAAUUGGAUCUCUGUACCAGACCGUAUUCGCCGACGGCGAAGGAUUUAAGACGACCGAUAACUUGUCGGGAGCAGGCGACGAUAGCACCGGCAACAACAUGAUGAUGAACUUAGGAGCCAUGCCCCAUGGCGGCGGUAGUAGGGGCGACAGUAGAUCGUGGGGCGGGCACAAAAACAACAAGUCCAAGGGCAAGAAAGGUUCAUCGUUCUUUUAG
Lachnellula hyalina is the source of this 1512-nucleotide messenger RNA. RefSeq names its product COP9 signalosome complex subunit (gene csnB). Gene Ontology annotation, biological process: protein deneddylation. Bases 1 to 1512 code for a protein of 503 amino acids. The transcript has 3 exons. The record is from RefSeq and is a predicted model, not a curated record. Gene Ontology annotation, cellular component: COP9 signalosome. NCBI's taxonomy places the organism in Eukaryota, Fungi, Ascomycota, Leotiomycetes, Helotiales, Lachnaceae.